AUGGGCGUCGAAACAAUAUCGGUUCAUGAUUCUCCCAAUGCCCUUGAGGUUCCGAUCGAGGAGAAAGCGCUCAGUCCGCCACCGCCGUCAGCUGUCCCUGACGGAGGCAUAAGAGCAUGGCUUCAAGUGCUUGGAUGUUGGCUCGUAUUUUUCAAUGUCUGGGGGUUCACCUUUUCGUUUGGUCCUUUCCAGAGCUACUACGAACUCGACCUUCUGAAGGACACGUCACCAUCAAACAUCUCUUGGGUCGGGACGAUCGCAGCCUAUCUUCUGAUCCUCACCGGCGUCAUUUCUGGCCCAGCAUUCGACCUGGGUUACUACAAAAUGAUGCUGUUCGGUGGGGCGGCCAUGUCCAGUUUCGGCAUCUUCAUGCUUAGUCUCUCACAUAAAUACUACCAAAUCUUCAUGACUCAGGGCAUUUGCUUGGGUUUGGGUUGUGGCGUUUUGUACAUCCCAGGACUAGCCCUUGUCAGUCGGUCGUUCAGCAGGCGGAGAGCAAUGGCCAUGGGAAUUGUCACCAGCGGUGCACCAGUUGGAGGUAUUAUAUAUACCAUAACCUUCGAUCAAGCCAUCGACUCUCUGGGUUUUGCAUGGACAGUAAGGGUGAUGGGCUUCAUCAUGAUGGGGUCUUACAUUAUUGCAUUUCCUCUCUUGCUUUGGGGGACCGCAAACACCGGCGAUAUUUCUAGUGGGACAGUUCGCAAGCUGUUUGACAUAGCAGCACUGAAAGAUCUGGCUUUCUGGUUGUAUACAUGGUCCAACUUUUUCUUGUUCUGUGGCUACAUGGUGCCCUUCUUCUACAUGGCAAGUUAUGCGCAGGUCGAACUGGGCUUGUCACGUUCCUUGGCGCUGUAUUCUAUUGUGAUAGCUCAGGGCGUGUCUGUUGUCGGACGACUGCUAGCCGCCACGGCAGCCCUUCGCUUCGGGGUCAUGAUUCCCUGGUUGACCUGUGGGACCCUUUCCGGAGUGCUUUGCAUGGCAUGGGCAGGUGUACACAGCACAGGUUCCUUUCUGGCAUUUGCGGCCUUGUAUGGAGGUUUUAGUGGUGCUCUAAUCCCCCUUCCACCCAGCAUCUUCCCCGUCGUCUGUCCCGACCCUAAAGUUCUCGGGGCGCGCCUUGGGAUGGCUCAGGCGGUCGGCGCCACUGCUUCUUUGAUAGGCAGCCCCAUUGGAGGGGCCCUGGUUGGAAUUGGUGGCCAUGGCUACCUUGGUUUACAGCUCUGGAGUGGGCUUGUUAUGAUGGUCGGGGCAUGUUUCCUGCUCUGUUUAUGGAUAACACUGGUGAAGAGAAGGCAUUGCAAGACCUUCAUCUAG
Molecule: messenger RNA, 1314 nt
Organism: Exophiala dermatitidis NIH/UT8656
Lineage: Eukaryota; Fungi; Ascomycota; Eurotiomycetes; Chaetothyriales; Herpotrichiellaceae
Product: MFS transporter, MCP family, solute carrier family 16 (monocarboxylic acid transporters), member 10
Exons: 5
Coding region: 1-1314 (437 amino acids)
Biological process (GO): transmembrane transport
Cellular component (GO): fungal-type vacuole membrane
Molecular function (GO): transmembrane transporter activity
Source: RefSeq, a predicted model, not a curated record